Molecule: messenger RNA, 1589 nt
Organism: Linepithema humile (Argentine ant)
Lineage: Eukaryota; Metazoa; Arthropoda; Insecta; Hymenoptera; Formicidae
Source: RefSeq, a predicted model, not a curated record
AUGAGAGAGUACGAAAUACAAGUUGACUAUGGGUCCCCCUUCGUCUCGCAAAAGGUGCUUGAAAAUCUUCUUCCAACGGAAGUGGAGGACACGAGCGGCGAUGGAGCAUGCGACGGUGGCGUCGGCGGUGCGAAUCUCGCCUAUCCCGAGGGCACCAGCGGCCUGGUCGUCGGCCCGGAAACGUCGCCGGGCGUAAUGGAGUGCGGCGGAUGCGGCGAGCGUGUACGCGAGCGUACCGUCCUCUGCGUGGGCGGACGUACGUGGCACUCCAAGUGCCUGAGGUGUUGCGCCUGUGCCAGGCCGUUGCACGAUCAGCAAUCAUGCUUCCUGAGGGGAAUGCGGCUCUACUGCAGGCACGAUUACGUCCUAGCUUUCGGCGCCAAGUGCGCGAAAUGUGGACGUAGCGUGGGUGCCGGCGAUUGGGUGCGAAGGGCCAGGGAAAGGGUUUAUCAUCUCGCCUGUUUCGCAUGCGACGCUUGCUCGCGUCAGUUGUCGACCGGCGAGCAGUUUGCCCUUCUAGACGCCCGAUUGCUCUGCAAGGCGCACUAUCUCGACGUCGUCGAAGGCAACAACACAUCCUCCGAUGAAGGCGGUGACUCCGAGAGCGGCCACAAGGGCGGUAACAAGGCGAAGCGUGUCAGAACCACUUUUACCGAGGAGCAGCUCUCCGUUCUUCAGGCGAAUUUUCAAUUGGACAGCAAUCCCGACGGCCAGGACCUCGAAAGGAUAGCGCACGUAACUGGGCUCAGUAAAAGGGUCACGCAAGUUUGGUUUCAAAAUUCAAGGGCGAGGCAGAAGAAGCAUCUUCACACGGGCAAAAUGAAAGGCCAACACGUGCAUCAGUCACCACCGAAUUCCACCGCAUCGCCCAAUGAUUUCGGUCGACAUAUCAACUUACACCUCACAUAUUCGUUUCAACAUCAGCAACAUCAACAUCAGCAACAACAGCAGCCGCAACUCAGCCCGGCCACGUGCAAGAGUCCCACGAGUUCCAUUUAUCACAAUCAUGGAUCGGAACAGUCGAUGGACGAGCUCUCGCAAGACUCGAUGCUACUAUCUAUGCCGAACGAAGUUUAAUGACACUGGCACAAUUCAGCAUAUUGUAAAUACACGCGUUGCUUGAAAAAAAAGGUAGAGAUACACGCCUCGAAGAAGCAUCGCUCACAAAACCCGGGUAUUGUUUUAUUUAUCUUAAAAGGGGAAGCUUACUGUCUCACGCUAUUACUCUUCGAUGACUCUUCCAAUCAAUUGCUCAUACUUUUUGCUCAUAUCUCGCAUUCUUUCAGUGUCAAACUUCUGAAAAAUAUCAAGCGAGUAACGUUCCGCGUUACGUGAUUACGUAUUGUUUCGCAACAUAUUGAGAAAUUUAAACAAAGAUGUGUGCGCGCGCGCGCGCGUAUGCUGUACAUGUGUAUGUGUGCGAAUGUGUGCAAUCGUGAUUUGAAUCGAUUCUACCUCUUUCUCAGUUGUGUGCAUUUGAUAAUGUCGUACACGUCAUUCAUUCUUUCCCCGUCCCUCCAUCUUUUCUGUGAAAGAAUGUAAAAAAAAAUAGCUCGUUAUCGGAGACGUAAGUGAUUUGCGAUUCGUCA